Messenger RNA from Striga hermonthica, 1464 nucleotides. NCBI's taxonomy places the organism in Eukaryota, Viridiplantae, Streptophyta, Magnoliopsida, Lamiales, Orobanchaceae. The record is from the annotation of a GenBank genome assembly.
AUGCGAAGGCCUUUUAUCGUGAAAUCCCCUCUGGCCCACCGCCGUAACAUAACCGCAUUAUCUCACCGGCAACCACCAUGGCCGCCGCCAUCAUCGCCACCGGCGGAGAGAGCCUCACUAUCUCUCAUGGCGGACCGAUGCAAAUCAAUGAACCAGAUCAAGCAAAUCCACGCCCAAAUGAUCGUCACCGCCCGCAUCCACGACGUCUACGCCGCCAGCCGCUUGCUCAACUUCUGCGCCCUCUCCCCUUCCGGCGACCUCCGCCACGCCCUCAGGCUCCUCCACAGCGUCCCUUUGCCGAAUCUAUUCAUGUGGAACACCGUGAUCAGGGCGCACGCCGCCAGCUCGAACCCCGUCGCCGGUUUCCUUCUCUACGCCCAAAUGCGAAGGUGCGGCGGUGGCGUCUCUCCCGGGACCCACACGUUCCCUUUCGUCCUCAAGGCGUGUUCGCACAUACAGUCGAUCACGUGCUGCGCGCAGGUUCACGUGCACUUGCUGAAGUUCGGGCUGGGCCAGAACUUGCACGUGGCCAAUGGGCUCGUGAGGUGCUACUCUGUGUCGAGUGGGCUUCGAGAAGCCCGCAAGGUGUUUGAUGAAAUGUGUGAGAGAAACUUGAGUAUCUGGACCACGAUGAUAUGCGGCUACGCACAGAAUAACAAAUCCAAGGAGUCGAUUUUGCUGUUCGACGAAAUGAUUUCAAACGGUUUCGAGCCGAAUGGAGUUGUUUUUUCCUCUGUCUUGUCGGCUUGUGCUCAAUCGGCUUGUUUGGAUUUGGGUGAGCAAAUUCACGCGUAUAUGAAGGAAAAAAGGAUGGAAUUAGGCGUGAUUCUAGGGACUGCGUUGGUGAACAUGUACGCGAAAAACGGAGCUUUGGACAAAGCAAUGAUUUGUUUCGAUCAAAUGAGGGAGAAAAAUGUCGCGACUUGGAAUUCUUUGAUUUGGGGGCUUGCUGUUCAUGGCCAUGCGUUCGAGGCUAUCCGUUUUUUCGAAAUGCUGGAGAGGGAGAAAAUGAAGCCGAACGAGAUCACGCUUCUUGGAGUUUUAUCCGCAUGUUGCCAUGCGGGAUUGUUCGAUUACGGUAGUGAUGUUUUUUACUCGAUGAGAAGGGUUUAUGGGGUCGAGCCGAAUAUAAAGCAUUACGGGUGCAUGGUGGAUUUGCUAGGCCGAGUGGGGAGGAUUUUGGAUGCCGAGUAUUUGAUAAGGAAAAUGCCUUGGAAACCGGAUGUGGCGAUUUGGGGGGCUUUAUUGAGUGCUUGCAAGGAGUUUGGAGAGAUCGAAGUUGCCGAGCGUGUGGUUGAGGAGAUUCUUGAUUUGGAUCACGAGAAUCACGGGGUUUAUGUUGUCUUGUCGAAUAUGUAUGCAGAAGCCGGAAGAUGGGAGGAUGUAAUGGGAAGGAGAAAAGGAAUGAGAGAAGGGAGUUUGAGGAAAAAAGCAGGAUGGAGUCUUGUUGGAGGAGACACUUGA